AUGAACGUGUUCAGUUUCUCUCCUUCCAUUCUCUCGGAAAACCCUCAAGAGGAGAAGACUGUUGGUCCUCUUAACAUUCCAUUUGAUGAGCAUUGCGAUUCCUACGCGUUGGCGGACGAGAAGUCUAAGGAGAUUUUGGAAGCCGAGAACAAGAAGGUUGACGAGCUGAUGAACAGGUUCACUAGAGGGUUUGACCCAGGCGCUUUCAUUGCAGAAGUCAUGGCUUGGAUUCCCGAGUUGUCCAAAAAUCUGUUCCCAAGCUCCUAUAGUCAUCUAUUCGUCCUACUGCUUGAGACUCACGGGAACAUGGAGGCGGUCCAGAUUAAUCUUGAAAAGUGGCUCCAAAAGCGUUACCAGAGCAUGCUGGUUUCUCUCCCCGCCAAUAGCAACAUGACGGAUCAGUGGUUCUUUCUGUCCGAACUCGAGAUGCUGAGAAAGUUGCUGGCGCCUCUGCGUGGGGAGGAUGCUAAACCCAUCAUCUGGAUGAAUAGCCGACGUGUAUAUGGAGCGAAGGUCUGUCAGCAGCUCGAAGCAUCCGCGAGGGUCAUUGAAGAGUUUAAACGAGACGUUGUGAAGGAGCUUAAGAAAGACACCGAAGACAGAACCUGCUACAGCUCACUCCCCGUUUCGACGGAGCGCAGCUCACUGAUGAGCAUGAAACAGCUGCGAAUUGAUGCAUGCAGGGCGACACUCAACUGGGAUGGGUUUAAUCAAUCGGAUAUCGAACUCACAUCAUUCUAUCAUUUCUACAAGGACUAUAUUAUCAAGACCGAGCCCGCGAAAGCCCGUGCAUCCGGUUGGCUUCCACCUCUUACCACUGAAGUGCCUCACUCAUCCGCUGAAAAGGCUAAAAAGGGUGACUUGGUAGUUUGGCCAUCGCACGGAUGCAAGGAAGACGUGCUGGACCUGCUGCUUAAGACUGCACUGUGGCUCAGCGUAGCAAGAGGGCUGGCUCCCGUCCAUCUUUUCUGCGAUGUCGCCAGACUCUUUACCAUCCAUAAACCCUCCAAGACGGCUGGAGAUACGUACGUCUCCUUCCUGCGACAUCUUACUCAGAUGCGAAUCUCGGAUGGAGUCCAGUCCCAUGUUUCCACCCCUGUUCCGUAUCGCGAUGUAAAGCUGGCCCGUCUAAACCCGGAUUACUUCGACGAUGUGUGGAAAACAAAUCGCACCUUGACAGCUGGGCUCACCGAGCGUCUGUCUCUCUUGGAGAAAAAGACUGCUACGGACUUUAAAAUGUCAGCGCCUCCUACCUCUCGUUCCCUUCGCAAAGAGAAGAGAACUCUAAAGGAGACGCGCGGAGGUGCGGCUGUAACCUGGCCUACGGCUAUCCCUACUCAUGACGAGCAGGAAGUUGGGGUUGAAGACAGGACCGAUCAAGCGGUGUCAUACCCGGUGGAUACUAGCCCCAGAACCGCUAAAACCCCCCAGGAAAAGGAGCGUCUUUUGAGAAGCACUGAGUUUGAUAUAGGUCUUAAUCAGAACUUACCCAGCAAGAAUAUUUAG
This is a messenger RNA of Aspergillus tanneri, 1506 nucleotides long. RefSeq lists its product as uncharacterized. The transcript has 3 exons. The coding region runs from base 1 to 1506 and encodes 501 amino acids. The record is from RefSeq and is a predicted model, not a curated record. NCBI's taxonomy places the organism in Eukaryota, Fungi, Ascomycota, Eurotiomycetes, Eurotiales, Aspergillaceae.